Molecule: messenger RNA, 2747 nt
Organism: Lagenorhynchus albirostris (white-beaked dolphin)
Lineage: Eukaryota; Metazoa; Chordata; Mammalia; Artiodactyla; Delphinidae
Gene: CWF19L2
Product: CWF19 like cell cycle control factor 2
Exons: 19
Coding region: 24-2741 (905 amino acids)
Biological process (GO): mRNA splicing, via spliceosome
Cellular component (GO): post-mRNA release spliceosomal complex
Source: RefSeq, a predicted model, not a curated record
UUCCCAACUUUACGACAAUCACUAUGGCGGCUGCCGGUGGUGGGUUUGAAAAUGCGAGGGUCGUCGACGAGCGUAAAGAACAGACUUGGAUUUCCAGGACCGAGGUGUUGGGACAGGCUAAAGCCAAUUUUGAAAAGGAAGAAAGGCGUAAAGAACUUAAACGACUUUGGGGUAAGGAAACAUGGAUGCUACCUGAUGUGAAUAAGCGACUUGAACAAAUCUCACAGGAACACUCUGUGAAGAAAAAGAAGAAAAAAGACAAACAUUCAAGAAAAGUAAAAAAAGAGAAGAAAAAAAAGAACAAGAAACAAAAGUGUGAAAAAAACAAUGAGUCAACUGACAGUUCAUCAAGCUCUGAAGAUGAGUGGGUUGAGGCUGUUUCCUCCCACACUUCUGGCAAGGAAAAGGCCUGGAAGGUGAAAGAUGAAAAGUCAGAAAAAGAAGACAACGAAGUUAUUCAGAGGGAUGAAUGGAUGACUGUUGAUUUUAUGUCUGUUAAAACUGUGUCAUCAUUAUCACUCAAAGCUGAAAAGGAAACUAUAAGGAAAAUAGAGCAAGAGAAAACCCAAGCACUUGAACAGUUCAGACUGCUGGAAAGAGAAUUGAACCCAUACUGGAAGGAUGGUGGGACAGGUCUUCCACCAGAAGACUGUCAUGUGUCAUCAGUUACUAAAGUAGUAGAAGAUGGUGGUUUAAGCUGGCUAAGGAAGUCUUACCAAAGAAUGAAGGAACAAGCUGAGAAACAAAAUAGAAAUUUAGAAGACAUUGUAGCUGAAAGAUAUGGGAAGAAAGAAGGCUUAGGAAGGAGUAGGCAAACAAAGAAAUCAAUGGAAAUCUUCCAGUUGAAAUUAAAAGAAGCUGAGAAAACUGCGUUUAUGAAAGAAGACUGUAGACGAGAACGGUGGAGGAAACCAGCAUACUCAGAGAGAGCACAAAGUAGUCAGGAAAGUAGAAAAUCAGACUUGGUAAAAUAUAAUAAAAGUUCAAGAGAUAGAUAUAAUACAACAGAUAUUGCAAAGAAUAUCAAUAAAGAUAAGUUUAGUGGUGAUGAAAAAGAUAGUAGAUCUGGGUCUUUAGAAGCAUGUAGAAGAGAAUUGAGUCCAAAACAAAAUCAAGAGUUUUCUUCUCAUAUAAAUUUGAGACCUAAAUUCUUAAGACCCUCUGAUGCAGAACUGUCAUUUCAUAGCAAGGACAGAAAUUUUGAACCAUCUAGUUCAUCUUCAGCACUGGUCUCUCAGGAUUCUGUACAUUGUGGUUUUCAAAAAUCCACAGAGAACAGUGAGGAAAGUUUAUCAUGGUGGAGUCGAUCUGAUGAGAGAGAAGGAGACAGGAAACAUUCAAAUCGAAAACCAUUAGAAACCAGUCACAGUGUUGACCGUGGACAAGUUUCAGAAGACGUGAGAGAAAAAUCACAGGGUGAAAGCUUGAGAGAGGACUCUCUGAAAAAAGAACACCUACAGGAUACAAAGUCUUCGCUUGCUGGGAGUAGUCCAGUGGAUGACUCUAUCCACAUCUUGAGUGUUGAUGAGAAGAACAAGUUGGGAGCCAAGAUUAUCAAGGCAGAGAUGAUGGGAAAUAUGGAAUUAGCUGAACAACUUAAAGCCCAACUUGACAAGGCAAAUAAAUUUGAAGACAGCAUAACACAGAUAUCAUCAAAAAAAUCUGGGGUAGAGAAUGAAGAUCAGGAAGAAGUGAUCCUUGUCAGAACAGAUCAUUCUGGAAGAGUCUGGCCUGUGAACACACCACGAAAACAUCUGGAAUCUAAAGGAGGAAGAAGGAAGAGACUGAUUGUUUCAACCUAUGAGGAAAAAGAAAGGGUCAGAUACUUUCAUGAUGAUGAUACUCUAAGCCUAAGUGACUUAGUCAAGAACGAAAAGAUGGGAACAGCAGAAAAUCAAAACAAACAUUUUAUGAAAAUGACAUCUAAGUUUAUGGGAAAAACAGAUGGAGACUAUUACACUCUGGAUGACAUGUUUGUCUCCAGAGCAGCUGAGAGAGAAUGUUUUGGUGAAGAGGAAGAGAAUCAGAGGAAAAAAGCUAUUGCUGAGCACCAGAGACUUGCUGCACUAAUGGAAAACUGUCUGUAUUGUUUUGACAGCUCUCAAUUUCCCAAGCACCUUAUUGUUGCAAUAGGUGUUAAGGUUUAUUUAUGUUUACCCAACUUACGAUCUCUUACUGAAGGGCACUGCUUGAUAGUCCCUUUGCAGCACUAUAGAGCAGCUACCUUAUUGGAUGAAGACAUCUGGGAGGAAAUUCAGAUGUUUAGAAAAUCAUUGGUAAAGAUGUUUGAAGAUAAAGGAUUGGACUGUAUCUUUUUAGAAACGAAUAUGAGCAUGAAGAAACAGUAUCAUAUGGUUUAUGAAUGCAUUCCUCUCCCAAAGGAAGUGGGUGAUAUGGCUCCCAUCUAUUUUAAGAAAGCCAUAAUGGAAACUGAUGAAGAAUGGUCUAUGAACAAGAAAUUAAUUGAUCUCUCUUCAAAAGAUAUCAGAAAGUCUGUACCCAGAGGCUUACCUUACUUCUCUGUGAAUUUUGGCCUCCAGGGAGGGUUUGCCCAUGUCAUUGAAGAUCAACACAAAUUCCCUCAUUACUUUGGAAAGGAAAUCAUUGGUGGGAUGCUGGAUGUAGAACCAAGACUUUGGAGGAAAGGGAUCCGAGAAAGCUUUGAGGAUCAGAGGAAGAAAGUACUGCAGUUUGCUCAGUGGUGGAAACCAUUUGACUUCACCAAAAAUAAAAAAUGUUGAGACAUA